Photinus pyralis (common eastern firefly) is the source of this 763-nucleotide messenger RNA. RefSeq lists its product as uncharacterized. The coding region runs from base 235 to 675 and encodes 146 amino acids. The record is from RefSeq and is a predicted model, not a curated record. NCBI's taxonomy places the organism in Eukaryota, Metazoa, Arthropoda, Insecta, Coleoptera, Lampyridae. The transcript has 2 exons.
CAAAAUUAGUAUGCUUAAGUCAUGCGACUAUAAUUUCGGGGACGAUUUUGGAUUGUGAGUGAGGCUCUAGGAGUACGACCAAAUUCAGAAUUAACCUGUUUGAGAAUUAAUUGAUUUUAUGCGGUAUGAUGAGUAAUGGAAUUUCGAGGGAUCGUGUUUAUUUCGUAAGUUUUAUAAAUACCGCGCAAACAAACGACUGGCAUCAAUUGCUUAUCGUCGAACGUGAGCGUCACAAUGAAUUACUACGCCCUUCUGCCGCUUCUAACGUUGGCCUUCGCCCAAAGACCUGGCUUUUUGGCCGGAAGCCCCGGCUCCCCAGAAUUGGCAUAUCGGUUUCGGACCGGCGAAAGUAGUACGGAAACACCGGUACCGGCCUUUGGCAAUCGGUUGGGUGGAGAAACAGGCACGACACGAAGAAUACCCGUGGAUGCACGCGGAGAUGCGGACCUGGUAAACCGCGUCAAUUCUUGGCCGCGAGAAAACAAACCGUUUUGGUUGCUAAACUAUGAGAUAAUCGAGGCUAGGCGGAAUGAAGGCCAAGGAAAUUUCGGCAAUCAACAAGUGGAAGUGCAACAGAGAUUUGGGUCCCCAGACAGCAAUCGCAAUGACGUGCGCGAUCAGCGGGGAUUCAAUCCCGCUUAUGACUAUGACGACUUUGGUAAUCGUAUGAACUAAUCCACUGUCGAAAUUUGGACUUGAGGUUACUGCGUUACGUUAAUGUGUAGAGAUCGCUUUCCAAAAUAAAUGAAUACCUUUAAUGUUA